Myxocyprinus asiaticus (Chinese sucker) is the source of this 4278-nucleotide messenger RNA. Its product is annotated as guanylyl cyclase-activating protein 3-like. Gene Ontology annotation, molecular function: calcium sensitive guanylate cyclase activator activity; calcium ion binding. The record is from RefSeq and is a predicted model, not a curated record. Lineage: Eukaryota; Metazoa; Chordata; Actinopteri; Cypriniformes; Catostomidae. The transcript has 4 exons. Bases 1929 to 2501 code for a protein of 190 amino acids.
GGUCAUAUUUCUCUGUGAGGUCCAUCUCUUAAUCAGGGCAUUAACAGAUUUUCCAAACCUUUCCUCUUGUCUGUGCUGCUCUCAUGGAAACCCUAGUGAAGGACAGAUUAAUAUUUAAAUAGAAUAUUUCUCUCUGGUAACACUCUGGUACUAUUAACACUUUACAAUACGGUUCAUGAAUAUAAAAAACCAACAACAUUAGCCUAUUAUAUGAACUAACAAUGAACAAUACUGCUCAUACAACUACAUAGUGACAUUUUUUAUUUAUUUUUUAUUUAUUUUUUUCAGUUUACAAAAAUGAGUCUGACCAGUAACAAGUAUCACACAAAGCUCUUUGAUGAAUCUCAUAUGAAAGCAUUGGUAACACAUAAAAUACGGUUAAUUAAUAUUAGAAAAACAACAUUAGUUAACAUGAACUAAUAAUGAACAAUACUUUUACAACACUUAUUAAUCUUGUUUAAUGUACAUUUCAACAUAAUCCUUUUUUAAACUAAAAGUUGUAUAUGUUAACAUUAAUAAAUGUAUUAUGAACUAACAUGAACUAAAAAUGAACAGUUAUUUUCAUAAAUUAACAUUAACCAAAAUUUAUGAAAUGCUGUUAAAUGUAUAUAGUUAGUUAAUAGUCCUCAGUUAGGCAAAUCAAAUUCAGUAAUUACUGAUUACCUAACAGUGAACUACCUCAGUCAUCAGUUCACUAUUACUUGCUGAUUGGUUAAUCAUGUUUCCAUAUUAGUAAAUAGUAGUAACUAAAGUGUUAAUGUAGUACUGCUCAUUUGUCCUGCAUUAAUUCCUGCAUAGUUACCUAUUAAUGACAGACCAUUAUUAUAAAGUGUUACCACGAAAGUUUCAUUAAUGUGGACCAUACUGCCUAUUGUGCAUAGUGUGUUAAGACGGUGUGAAUGUACUUUUUUUUCCAUGUGGACGACCCGGGUUUGAUUCCCCCUUUUGUCCCACUUUUCCCCAUCCUGUUUCCUGUCUCCACUCUUAAUAUUUUUCUUUAAUACUACUUAUAAUAUUAAAUAAAAUUAAUAUAAAGGUGAGAGAAAGGUUUGAUCCGGUUAAAAUUAACCAUGGUUUUACUAUAGUAGUAACAAUGUUUUUUGGCAGAAGCCAUAGAUUUAAUGCAGUUAACCAUGGUGUUACUACAGUAAUAUGGUGUUUAUAUAGUAACCAUGUUUAAUUUUGUGGUUACUAUGAUUUUACUACAAAAUACCAUGGUGACACUAUGGUUAAUGUAGUAAAAUGUUUAGGGGUAGGGGUUGGUGUUGGGUGUUUGUGGAACUCUAAAAAAACACAAACAUUCUGCAUGAUAAUGGGUAAUAAUGGGUGUAAAUAGCAUCUAACACUAUUUGCACUUAGUGCAAAGACGAUGCUUUUUGUUGCUAUUUACACUUUAUAUCGCUAUUUGAACUUAGUGCAAAUAGCCUCUGCCUAAAAUAAUAUAGAGAAAAAAUAGAGAUAACUAUACUUGUUAUUAAAGAACCUUAAAAUCUUGACCCGUAACAUAUUCUCCCUACUGUGAACUUUACUGACCGUUGUCCUCUGAUGCACCCUGCACUACAAUGACUGUACAAGCAAUUCAUCUCAAGGAAGCUCAAGACCUCUUACCUAAGCUUCCUCUACACCAUGCCAGUUACUCUUUUACUUGCUCAUCUAGUGGAGUACAGCAGCCAUCAUCCCAUUAGUGGUAGUUAUUUUAAGAGGCCACCGUUUUAGUAGUACCUGGACAUAAUAGGUUUAGACACUCAGCAUCUUGCUUUCUGCGGAGGCCAGCCUGCAGUUGUCACUGCCGCUGUCCACCUCAUCGCUGGAGCCCACAGUCACCUCAAGAGUUAGAUUGGGGCAGCUACCCCAAAGCAACUGCCUGGACCAGCUUCAGAUCAGAAGGUGUGGGUGGGACUGUUUUCCUACCUCUGCAGGCCACAGCCAUGGGUAACAACCAUGCAAGUCUGGAUGACAUCCUUGCUGAAGAUAUGCACCACUGGUAUAACAAGUUCAUGAGGGAGUCUCCAUCAGGCCUGAUCACAUUAUUUGAGCUUAAGGCCAUUCUUGGACUACAAGGCAUGAAUGAGAAUGCGAACAGCUAUGUGGACCAGGUGUUCUUCACUUUCGACAUGGAUGGGGAUGGAUAUAUCAAUUUUGUAGAAUAUAUCGCUGCUGUUAGUUUACUGCUCAAGGGGGAAAUUAACCAGAAGCUAAAGUGGUACUUCAAACUUUUUGACCAGGAUGGCAAUGGGAAAAUUGACAAGGAAGAAUUGGAGACAAUAUUCACGGCUAUACAAGACAUCACACGAAAUCGAGAAAUUGUGCCAGAGGAAGUGGUGACUCUUAUAUAUGAAAAGAUUGAUGUCAAUGGAGAAGGUGAACUCACACUGGAGGAAUUCAUUGAAGGAGCAAAAGAUCAUCCAGACAUUAUGGAUAUGCUGAAGAAAUUGAUGGACCUCACUCCAGUCCUAGUUAUUAUUGUUGAUGGACGACAGAAACCAAUCAUGGAAGGUUAGGCUGCCUAAACACCAUCUUAAGGACAAAGUACAAUGAAAACAAAGACAUUUCCCCUUCUGAACACAAAAUAGAGCUGAACGUGGAUUGGAAUUGCGUGUUUUACAAGACGUUCGGCAAUCCCCUUUAGAGAACAAUCCAGGGAGAGCUCAGACUAUUGCCAAUCGUGGUGCUGUUCAAUCGCAGAGGACAUACAAAGCCUUGUGUCGGAUUGAUCAUCUAAUGCUGUAAGGGUUUAAGAGGACUGAAGGAAUUGAUGGCAGGAUACUUGCAGGGAGUGAGCAAUGUGGUGCUUUUUGAGGAAAGGCUCAGUGAAGAAUGCUGAGUAUAUGAAUAUAGAUGUACUAAGAAUGCUUAUCCAACUUUCACUGGAUAAACUCAUCAUAUAAUCCAUUUAUUGAGUGAAAAUAUUUAUGGCAUUCAUAUGCAUCACUAUAUUGCUCUGAGAGUGAACUGGGAGACAGUCCAUUGUCUGAAUUCCCCAAAGAACUAAGCAAAUUAAAUGAGAUACAGAAUACCAAACGUAUAGCACUUUAUACAGGGAAAAUGGCUAAUUUGAUGUUACAUUAUGCAGAAGAAAAUUAUAAAAUGCAUUUCCAGCUAUUGCCAUCUUUUUAGACAAAGAACCUUUAAUCUGAUCUAAACACUUGUCAAAAUGCUGAACCUGAAAGUUAAAAUCUCCAAAACUAGCAACUGCAUGUUUCAGAGUCAUUGAUAUAUUUAAAUGUCUUUUUUUCCCUCUAAGAUCACUGUUUAUUAGUUUUAACUUGUUAAACAGACUUGAACCCACUUGAACCCCCCAACAUACACGCAAGGACUAUAAAAGUGCUUUUUCUGUUUUUUGGGGGAAAAUCUAUUGAAAUUCUAUGGAUUAUUUUAAAGAUCCCCUGCUCCCCUAACAAUUAUUUAAAUAGUGUAUCCAUAGUAUAAAGUAAAUAUACACUCACUGAGCACUUUUUCGGGAACACUACGGUCCCAACCUUCUGCUGUUGUAGCCUAUCCGCCUCAAGGUUCGAUGUGUUGUGCAUUCUGAGAUGCUAUUCUGCUCACUACAAUUGUACAGAGUGGUUAUCUGAGUUACCAUAGCCUUUAUGUCAGCACGAACCAGUCUGGCCAUUCUCCGUUGACCUCUCUCAUCAAGGCGUUUUUGUCCACAGAACUGCCACUCACUGGAUGUUUUUUGUUUUUGGCAGCAUUCUGAGUAAACUCUAGAGACUGUUGUGCAUGAAAAUCCCAGGAGAUCAGCAGUUACAGAAAUGUUCAAACGAGCCCGUCUGGUACCAACAAUCAUGCCACAGUAGAAAUCACUGAAAUCAAAUUUUUUCUCCCCAUACUGAUGGUUGAUGUGUCCGACUCAGUCAAUUUGACAUGAAGUUUGAUGCACACCAAAUACAGACUUAAGAACCCUGAUAAGAACAGACUGGCAUGCUGUCAUGAUUUUUAUAAGGCUGAGUUGGUAUCUUCACAAAAGUGCAAGUGAAAAAUGUUUUUGAUUACUCUGCGUUUUCUAAAUGGUGUUAUUUUUUAAUGGAAGCAAGGAACGUUCAAUUCGAAGCUUUGUUACUGUCUAGAGAUGAUGACAUGUUCAUACCUGAAACUGAAGCAUGAAAAUGUACCAUGCAUGUACACUUGCCUCCUGUAACAGUUCUUCUGUAUUUGAUCAUUGUCAUUUUAGACACUUUUCAGGCAGUAAGCAUUAAGUACUGAAAUAAGAUUAUCUUCCUCUACUUUUUAAGAAUCAGGUAAUCUGUUGUCUGGUAUGGAAUAUUUAUGUUGCCU